This is a messenger RNA of Caenorhabditis elegans, 1507 nucleotides long. It is a transcript of the gene F20H11.4, whose product is annotated as Protein-tyrosine phosphatase. The record is from RefSeq and is marked reviewed. NCBI's taxonomy places the organism in Eukaryota, Metazoa, Nematoda, Chromadorea, Rhabditida, Rhabditidae. Bases 43 to 1383 code for a protein of 446 amino acids. Gene Ontology annotation, molecular function: protein tyrosine/serine/threonine phosphatase activity; protein tyrosine phosphatase activity; hydrolase activity. The transcript is spliced from 8 exons.
UAGUUUUCGAUAUUUUUCACAAAAGGGUUAGCCGUUACAAUUAUGGUGAACGGUAACAAACAAUCAAAAAGUACCGAUGCAAAAAAAAACAAUGUGGUGGAAAAAAAAGUUGACAAAAAGGGUAAAAAGAAUGGAUCAAAGGAAGAAAAGUCGAGGAAUCCCGAGAAAGAGGAAAAGAGUAAAUUUAAGGAUUUAAAAGAAGAGAAAUCGAAGGUGCCUGAUGAUGGGAAGAAGCAAGAGGACAAGAAAGAAGUGAAAAAGGAAGAAAAGAAAAAAGACGAAAAAAAUAAAAAGUCGAAAAAUAGAAAGUCUAAGAUGAAACCUCCACCAGAUACCCAGGAGUUAGCUAACAAGAAAAAGUUCUGUAAUUGGUUCUUCGUAGACGAGUUGGAUUGUAAAAAGCUGAUGAGAGAUUUUGUGGCUCUUAGAGCUCCGAGCACUUGUGUUGCCGAUACAAUGAAGAAACAUUCAGAAAAGUGUAGAUACUACGAUAUUCUCUGUCCUGACGCAACUCGUGUGGUUCUCCAAAAUCGUCCACCUGACAACGAUUUCAUUCAUGCUAACUGGAUGACUAUGCCUGAUAAAUUCCGGUAUAUUUCUGCCCAGGGUCCUAUGGAUCAAACGGUCGAAGACUUUUGGCAUAUGGUCUAUACGGAAAAAGCGCCAGCUGUCGUAAUGAUAUGUGAUUGGGAAGAGGAUGGGAUUCAGAAAUGUUCUCGCUACAUUCCAUCAGAAGACAACAUAUCUCACGUCUGUGGAAUCUACAGAAUCACUAAAAUUGAUCAAAUGACAAUGGUGUAUGCGGAUGUAGCAUUGCAGAGUUUUGAGAUUAGUGUUACUGAUAAGUCUUUGGAAUGUCCAUCUCUGGUUGUGAAGCAUUAUCAUUUUCUCAAAUGGCGAGAUCACACUGCUCCAAUGACAUCCAUAUCAGUAUUAAAAUUGUUGAAAGCGUUGAGAGAUCCAAAAAGACCAGGUCCACCUGUAAUCCAUUGUUCAGCUGGAAUUGGUAGAACUGCCACGUUGAUCGGUGUUGAUUACGGUAACCAAAGGAUCGGAGAAGUUGGCGAGAUGAACGUUCUUGAUAUUGUUCGUGAGAUGCGUCAAAUGAGGGAUAAAGCCGUUCAGAGUCAUCAUCAGUUUAUAUUCAUGCUUAUGUGUAUUGCAGAUCGAAUGGUUUUGGAUGGUGUCCCACAAAACGAUAAUAUGCUGGACCUGGCAGAUUUCUACACGGAAUUCAUGAAGAAGGUGUUGAUGGAGAGAAAAAAGAAAGAUGAAGCUGAAAAAGCAAAAAAGGAAAAGGAAGAAAAAAGGAAAAGGGAUGAGGCUAAUGAUAAGACUAAUGAAAAGUCAGCAUUGUCGAAGACACAGUCUGUACUUCAAUAAGAUCAACUUGUUUUAAAGUAUUCAUUUGAGAUUGCUACUUGGAUAAUAAAUGUAUCAUUUCGAUGAUCCUUUGGAACUUUUGGAAUUUUUGUUGAACAUUUAACACUGAACAUAGCCGCUUGCA